Messenger RNA from Prinia subflava (tawny-flanked prinia), 2435 nucleotides. RefSeq lists its product as uncharacterized. The record is from RefSeq and is a predicted model, not a curated record. The coding region runs from base 305 to 1564 and encodes 419 amino acids. The transcript is spliced from 3 exons. Lineage: Eukaryota; Metazoa; Chordata; Aves; Passeriformes; Cisticolidae.
UUGAUUCUGACCUGCUGGACCUCCCACUCGGAGUCAAGAUCCCUGUGAAACCCGGAUCCAAGCCUUUCUCCAGGGGAAAGCUGGGGGAAAAGGUAAAGGAAAAAGAGAAAGGUAGUAAAGCUCUCCUCUUAUAUCUGGUCCCCAUCAUGCACAGUUCUUUAGGCACCUACAGAACUAAGGCGCUGCGACCCUUCAAUUGGAAAGAGCUGGGCAGCAAAGGGAAGCUCAAGGCUCCCUGGAACACAGAGAAGAAGCACUUGUUUGUUCUCUUCAUUGGUUUCUGGCAGCUUUUCACAAGUACCACAUGGCACCUCUUUGCUGCUCUCUCCUGCCUCCUCCAUACUUUGGGAAAUGUCUCUUACAGCUUCACCUGCCACGUCCUUUCAAUCUCGAUGAUCCCUACAUCCACCACACGAGCCUGCAAUACAACUGCCUGCAUGACCCCCACCUUCGGGACUACCACAAGCGCAAGGACAUCCUGCGGAUGCUGAAGAGACGGGGCUUCAUCACCAGUGACAACAAGGUGCUUUGCACUCCAAAGGAGUUCAACGAGUACAGGCACUACCUAACCAGGAUCAAGCUGGAGGCAGAGAAUAUCUUGAGGCAGCAAGAGGAAAGCAAAGAGACCUCCCUGAAAUCAGGGAGACUGAGAAGAGGGAAAAUAGCUUUGGACAAGGGCCAAACCUCCAGAGCUGAGCUGGGUCAGGAGGAUGCCAGCACUGCUGCUGACUCCCAGAGGAAGCCAGACAGCACUGCAGCAGAAGCCCAGAAGCUCCAAGAGGUGGUUGAGGCCAUUGUGUACAAAGUGUUUGCAAGGCUGAAGGUUCCUCGACACUUGCGUGCCACCUUUUUAAGGAAUGCUGCCCAGGGGAUCAGAGAAAGCACUUUCAGGAAGUGCAUGAGAACACAGCCUGCAGGGACACCUCUAGACCACCGUCAGGAAAUAGAAAUGACGGCCAAAGAACUUCUAGCGAUGGUGUUGGAGAGCUUGGGGGACCAUCUGGAAUCCAAAGAUUCUGAGCCAGGGAGGGCAGCCCAGUGGAAGGAGAAGCCUGUUGAUGGAGGAGCCAUCCAAGCAGACAAAUCCAAAGAAGCUGACACAGCCUGCUCAGACAAGGCUCGUAUACAGGCUGCCCUUGACAAUCUCACCAUUCAAGUAGUUAAGAAUGUUAACUGCCUCUUGAAAUCCAUGAUAGCUUCUCAGUUUGAAGGAGACUCCACCUGCGAGUGCACUGAAAUCCUGGAGUGUCCCAAGGGUAAGGUCUCCAACAGACAGAUGCAGCCAGGAUUCCCUGGAGCAUCCAAACAGCAAAGCCAAGAAGCGAGCAUGAGACUGAAGUUGUCUCCCUUAGGACCAGAGCUCCAUGCAGAAGAGGCUGGCUAUGCCGAAGCCAUGGAGCCUGAGGAUCCUGAAAUGGUGGAGGAGAGCUUGGUGAGAGAAGGGAGUCCAACAACCUCAGACAACACUUCAGAUACAAGGACCGUGGCAAAAGAAGCUCAGUCUGUAUUAGGGCGGAUUUGUAAGUGUCUGCCUGUACCACCCCCUGAAGAGGAUUUUCAAUGACCUGUCCCAAAUCCAGCCACAUUCCAAGGCGGAGAGGAGAGCUGUGCUGCUGAGAACACUCUCCCCUCCGUGAACCCAAAGUUUUCCCCACAGCCCAUCCCUCCGGAGGGUCUGAAGCCCCCUGCCCAGGCUGAAGCAUGGCCUCGCAGCCUCAAAGCUCAUCUGAGGCGAGCAAGGUGUGUGGCAGGAGAGCUGAAGACCCCCCGGAUGGCAAACCUCACACUCUUGUUCUGUCAAUAAAGAGUUUAUUCCUAAGGCCUUGCUUGUGCUUCCUCCGAACCAAACCAAACUGCAUCUAUGCAUUUUCCCUGCUGUAACCUGUCCCAUCCUCUUCCCUUCUACAGCCUCAGCCACUUUUACAGGGAAUCUGAGCUAGGGAGGUGAGGAGUAGCCAGAAUUUUUGUCUUGUACAGCAAGCUUUUCUGUUGGGCAAGUGGAGGGACAUGUCCCAUGGGAGGCAGCUUGGGUUUCACCUCGUGUGAAGGACAAUGAUGUCUUUGCCUUGUGAUCCUUUUUGUAGGGCCCUUUCUCCUCAGACCGAGCUGCCUCAGAAGCUCUGCAUGAGCACUUGCUGUUGCUGUGCUGGGUGAAUAUCUAAAGAUGGGGUGCCAAGAGUCAGGAGCCAGGCCCUGCUCAGCACUGCCCAGCAAUGGGACAAGAGUGUUAUAGUUAGGUAAUGUGAUGGUUGGCUCUCACACUUAAGGGAUGAAUAUUAUGUGCAUGUUAAGGGAAGUUUUAUUGAUGUAUAGUUAUAUUACUGUGAUUUGGUUUUGGAUGUCCUCUGUUCUCUUCACAGCCCCAUUUUCCCCCUGUAUGGUUGCCAAGGGACAGCCUUUGAGUCACUGGAGAUUUUGUAGAGAAGUGAUUUUGU